Molecule: messenger RNA, 1859 nt
Organism: Solanum lycopersicum (tomato)
Lineage: Eukaryota; Viridiplantae; Streptophyta; Magnoliopsida; Solanales; Solanaceae
Product: transcription initiation factor TFIID subunit 13
Biological process (GO): transcription by RNA polymerase II
Molecular function (GO): protein heterodimerization activity
Source: RefSeq, a predicted model, not a curated record
ACCGACAUACCCGUUUGAACAACAUAAACUUUUUCCCCAAUUUCUAAUAAAUUUGAGCGGAUGUCUCUAAUACCCUAAUAAUUUUGGAAUUUCAAUUUGAAAUUCUGUUUACAAUUGUGCUCUCGUCAUCUCCAGUGGAAUCAACACUUUUGCAGGUUGAGAGGUGGACGUUAAAAUAAAUUGAAAAUGAACAACUCUUCUGCAGGGCCAUCCUCAAAAGCUAGAGUAGGAGCAUCACAACCUUCAGAAAGUUCACUUAAGAGGAAACGUGGCAUGUUUCAGAAAGAUUUGCAACACAUGAUGUAUGGUUUUGGAGAUGAUAGCAAUCCACUUCCAGAAACUGUGUCACUUGUUGAAGACAUCGUGGUGGAUGAUGUCACUGAUAUGACUAUCUCUCCAGAAGAAGAUACAAUGGAGAAAAUACUAGCUAUGAUGACAAACCUUUGUCAAAAGGUGGAGAAGAUAGAAAACGAAGUACAAGUAUUAAUAGAAACAUUUAAAAACCAGCAGCAUGACGGAGCUAGAAGGUGACGUUGGGAAACACCUAAAAACCCAUAACAAAACAAUAUAUACAGCUGCAGGAAGCACAUCUACAGGAAGCACAUAUGCAGGAGGAACAUCUACAAAAAAAGAAGGUAAGAUGAAAUAUACAAACACAAAUGAACAAACUAUUCUCUAAACCAUACUCUCCACAAAAUACCCAAAAAGAUAUGUUCGUACCCCACAAAUAAAUACUUACAAAGCCAGUCUAGAUUCACAAAAACAAACAUAUAAUCACAUUAACAGAAUGUAUAUAGAAAAUAUAUACAAGAUACAAACUUUUCUAAACCUAAACCCUAGAGCAAAAGAUACCAAAAAUCCAAACGAAAAUUUUAUAUCACCCAAUACCUACAAGGAUACAACAAACUAAUAGCACAACCAGGAACAAAUCCAAAUCUAGUAGCAACUUGCUACAAUUACGGGCUAAUAAGCACAGUAUAUACUAUAACUGGAGACGAAGUAGCUAAAAUACCUGAGCUACAUGAGGCAUUUCUGCAAUAUAAAAGAAUAACUAAAGGAACUUUAUUUUAUAUAAAGUUCUACUCAGCAACAGCAGAAAUACUAUAUGAAGAAAUUAAACCUACAAUACAAGUUAUUAAGAUAGAUUUAACUAGAGAUAUGAUAAUACUAGAAAAAAUAGAUAUACAAGAAGAGAUACAGAAGGUGGAUAUCCCAGAUUUUUAUGCAAACAAAAGAACUAUUGGGAUAGCUACCAUAUUAAAUGAGUUAUCAAACACUACCUAAAUGAAAAUGCAAUUUGGAGUUAUUACAACAGAGAUCAAACAAUGAUAUACUCCAAUUGUAGAGAUAUAAGAGCAGCAGAUAUGGAAGAAGUACGACAAUGGAUAUUAAGUCUGCUGAAGCCAGAACAAACACCUACAACAAGAGCUAUCAGGAAAAAAUUCAUUUCUCCAAACUUGAUGACCAGAUACUGCAAACUAAUUGGACAAAAGUAUUCAGAUCAUCUAUGUACAAAAUGCGACGGAGAAGAUAACUAUAUUCCUGAAGUCCAGCUAGAAUGAAGACAUAUGUAAAGUAUGAAUAGUAGUGUCUGUAAAGUAUGAAUAGUAGUGUCGGCCAUAUUUAAAAAAGCAAAGGCCAGUAUAUAAAGAAGUAAAGUUGUAAAUAGUAUGUCGGCCAUAUAAAAAAUAAAGGCCAAUUAUGUGUGAAAGUAUUUUGUUUUCUUGUGUCGGCCGAAUAUAAAUAGGCCAGGUGUAAAGUGUUGUAUGUAAAGGAGUGUCGGCCAUUUGGCCAAAGUGUUGAGUUUUCUUGUAUAAAUAGAGGGCUUUCCCUCAUAAUAAAAUCAUCCCUUUCCUCUA